CUUGGCCGAGCAAGAUGCAUGUUCAUUGGGUUAGUCCAUGAUCUAGGGGAAUCAGUGGUAGGAGACAUCCCAACAUUUGCUGGCAUCCCUAAAGGUAGGCGACACAUUCGCCAAUCGCCAUCCUGGAACCAACCAGUUAGAGCGCAAACAUAA
Messenger RNA from Eremomyces bilateralis CBS 781.70, 153 nucleotides. RefSeq lists its product as uncharacterized. The annotation marks the transcript as partial. NCBI's taxonomy places the organism in Eukaryota, Fungi, Ascomycota, Dothideomycetes, Eremomycetales, Eremomycetaceae. The transcript has a single exon. The record is from RefSeq and is a predicted model, not a curated record.